GUGAUGCUGGAACAAACAUGGCAGUCCCGGUGCCCGUCAGCUGCUCGGGCCCCUACUGUCUGCGACUGCUAUCACUGCUGGCGUUCCUGGAGCUGAUGGUCGACCCAGGCUUGGGCCGCGUCCACCAUCUGGCGCUCAAAGAUGACGUGAGGCAUAAAGUCCAUCUGAACACCUUUGGCUUCUUCAAGGACGGGUACAUGGUGGUCAACGUCAGCAGUCUGUCUGUGAACGAGCCUAAGGGAGCCGUGGGCACAAGCGGUGAGAUCGGAUUCAGUCUAGAUCGGACCAAGAACGACGGCUUUUCUUCUUACCUGGACGAAGAUGCCAGUUACUGUAUUUUAAAAAAGCAGUUUAUGUCAUCUGUCACCCUUCUCAUCUUAAACAUCUCCGGAAGCGUAGUCAAGGUCAGAUCCCCACCAGAAGCUGGCAUCCAGUUACCAAAGAUCGUCUUCAGCAAGGACGAGAAAGUCCAGGGUCAGAGCCAGGAGCCUGUCGUCAGCUCUGUCCCCGAAGUCAGCAAGAUGCAGAGAGCCCAAGAUGGUUCGAAGGCAGUGGAUUCAAAGGCAACAGCAGAGACAUCCGUCUCAAUUCAUAAGAACGAUGGGGCGGUUUCAUUUCAGUUCUUUUUUAACAUCAGCACUGAUGACCAGGAAGGCCUAUACAGUCUUUACUUCCACAAGUGCCCAAGCAACAGGCCUACUGAACAGGUGUCAUUCAGCCUGAAUAUUGUCAUCACUGAGAAGAACCCUGACAGCUUCCUCUCUGCUGGGGAGAUUCCUCUCCCCAAACUGUACGUUUCCAUGGCCUUGUUCUUCUUCCUUUCUGGGACCAUCUGGAUUCAUAUCCUUCGGAAGCGAAGGAAUGAAGUGUUUAAAAUUCACUGGUUGAUGGCGGCCCUUCCUUUCACCAAGUCUCUUUCUUUGGUGUUUCAUGCAAUCGACUACCACUACAUCUCCUCGCAGGGCUUCCCAAUUGAAGGCUGGGCUGUUGUGUACUACAUAACUCAUCUUCUGAAGGGGGCGCUGCUGUUCAUCACCAUCGCUCUCAUCGGCACUGGCUGGGCCUUCAUCAAGCACAUCUUGUCUGAUAAAGACAAGAAGAUCUUCAUGAUCGUCAUCCCGCUGCAGGUGCUGGCAAAUGUGGCCUACAUCAUCAUAGAGUCUACCGAGGAAGGCACGACCGAGUAUGGCUUGUGGAAGGACUCUCUCUUCCUGGUUGACUUGCUGUGCUGCGGGGCCAUCCUCUUCCCAGUGGUGUGGUCAAUCAGACAUUUACAAGAAGCCUCAGCCACAGAUGGAAAAGCUGCCAUUAACUUAGCAAAGCUGAAGCUUUUCAGACAUUACUACGUCUUGAUCGUGUGCUACAUUUACUUCACCAGGAUCAUCGCCUUCCUUCUCAAGUUUGCUGUUCCAUUCCAGUGGAAGUGGCUCUACCAGCUGCUGGAUGAAACAGCCACACUGGUGUUCUUUGUCCUGACGGGGUAUAAAUUCCGCCCGGCUUCAGAUAACCCCUACCUGCAGCUCUCUCAGGAGGAAGAUGACCUGGAGAUGGAGUCUGUAGUGACAGCAUCAGGAGUGACGGAGAACAUGAAGAAAGUCAGGAAAGUGACCAAUGGCGCCGUGGAGCCCCAGGGUGACUGGGAGUGCACCGCAUGAUGGGCCCCGCUCUGAGGAUGCACUGUCAAUGAGAACAGCCUAGUCACAGCCCUGUCGUGAGCAAGCGUCUUCCUGACAGUGUGGCAUCUCCCAACAGUGACACUCCAUACCCACAGCACAGCUCAGUGCGUGGACAUCUACUUAUGUACUCUUAGAAAACCUGAUGGCGGUGGGCUCCAGGCAGCUAGGACUGCCCCUCAGGGAGGGUAGGAGCAGAGAGGAGGGGUAAAAGAGAGUCCAUCUGGGGUCUCCACAGGGGAACCCCAGUGGCUGCCACUCAGAAAGGCUGUGGUGGUGGGAAGGGCAGGCUGCUGCUGCUCACAGGACUUUGGAGGCUGAGGGUGUGGCUCACUGCUUGGCCAAGCCUUCAUGAGGCUUGGGUUCAAUCCUGGUACCAGGGUGGGGGGAAAGAAGUUACUUUGGGAUGUAGGCAGGUGUCUACCAAGAACACAAAGAAGAGAUUGCCUUUGGGGAGCAGCAGCGACAGAAAUGAAUGGAAUUACUUUAGAAAGCCAAAUAGUCACCCUAGGUGGUUUGAAGCACUUGUCCAGAGCCACUGGCCCCAAGCACCACUCUAAAUGUUGUCCCUCUUCUAACUAGAGGCCAGCUGAGAGGGCCCAUUGCGUUGCUGUCCAGGCCACUGCCAGCACUGCAGCCCUAUUGGUGAAAUGGUUGUCUCUAGCGUGUGUGAAGGGAAGAGGAGCCUUGAGGCUCCAGAAGUGCUCUCCAGACUCCAGGCCCUGCCUCUCCAGAGCAGCCGCCUGCCUUCCUCUCCUUACUUACCCCUGUGUCUUCUGAUCAGCAUCAGAGAAAACAGGAGAGUGUUCCUUAAGGAGCCACUGGGGGCCGGAAGGGCUGCAGCUAAGCAAAUACUUAGGAAAGACUUGUUCCACAUCUUGCAUGGGCCAGGCAGGGACUUCUGAGCCCCAACCAUAUUGCAAGCAUGCGUGAAGGAAGUGAGCACAGCUGAGCUGCUCAUGCUCAGAGACUUGAGGCAGCAAGGUCUGUUCAGAGCCUGGGCAGGAACACCGGCAGCUGCCUGCAUGGGACAGUGCUGCAGCAGAGGCGAGCUCGGAAGGCAUGUGACCCAGGGCACAGGCGACCAGCUCGGCACCUGAAAGCGGCUUAGUGCCCACGACUUGUCGGUGAGUCACAACUUCAAGGAACGGGCUCUCUGGGGUGACAGCUACUACCUCCCAUUUGCCUUCAGCGAGAAGACACCUCUUCUACUGUCCCGGGGUGAGCAGGUCCCUCUCCACCACAGCUGGUCUAUCUGGAGAAAAGUAGCUAGGCCUGAAGGACCCCUUAAGGGACCUUUUCCUCCUUUUUUGUUUUGUUCUUGUUUAUUUGUUUAAGGUAUGUGAUGGGAAGGGAGUUGGAGAGGAGAUGGGGAUAGUUUUAAAUGCUUUCUUUUCUGCACAUAAGAGCUCGGCCAGCCCUGCAGAAGCUUGUUCCUGUGGUGACAUCUAAGCCUGGCCCUCAGAGGGCGGGCUGCUGCUUCCCUGCAGAAGACAUUGUUGAGUAGGUGCUAGACUCACAGAAGGUGAGGGCCUCCCCAGGCAGGAUUUUUUUUUUUUUUUGAGACAGGGUUUCUCUGUGGUUUUGGAACCUGUCCUGGAACUAGCUCUUGUAGACCAGGCUGGUCUCGAACUCACAGAGAUCCGCCUGCCUCUGCCUCCCAAGUGCUGGGAUUAAAGGCGUGCGCCACCACCGCCCGGCUCCCAGGCAGGGUUUUUAUGAGGGGCCUCAGUUGUGGAUUUUAAUAAAACUGUUCAGUGGCGAAAGCAAGAGGGGAACUGUGUACCACCUAGCCCACUGGCCUCCCUGAGUGACUAUAGGGGGCAGCCUGGUCCUCCCACAGCGUGGGUGCACAGGCGGGAAGGUGAGAAGUCUGGAAUGAUGGGAUCAAAAGCCUAACAUGGGGCUGGGAAGACUGGCCCAGAGAGCCCAGGCCGUGGAAAGGGAACUUGUAGCUCUUUAUCCUGCACUGUAAAUGCGUCUCAUCUCCCUAUCUUGAGAGCUGUGGGCCAGCAUUCAGCGGUGUCCUUGGGUAGAAGAGUCUGGUUGGAGUCCAGUGCUGCCUAGUUGCCCCAGCUUACCAGCUGCUCUCUGCAGCUUGAGUCUCAACGCACCUGGCUGCACACAACCGUGCUUGAACGGUGAAGCCCUUGUGUUGGAGAGACUGAGCAAAAAUGGGGUGCACAUUGCACUGCCGCUGUGGUAUUAUAGCCCUACUUUCUGUCCCCCCACCUCUGCCUUGCCUGUGUGAGGUGUCCGUGCUUCCUUUAAAAGUGCUGUGGACUGGAAGCUGUAGGUUGUGACAUUUAAUAAAGUGUGGAUUUUGUUAGAAAAUUAUUUUUUGACCAUCAGGAGCAAGUGUUAAGCUCUGAGCCCUAGUUCUUAACAGUGUCAAGGACUCAGUCAGUUCUUUUUUUUUGGGGGGGGGGAGUUUCGAGACAGGGUUUCUCUGUGGUUUGGGUUCCUGUCCUGGAACUAGCUCUUGUAGACCAGGCUGGUCUCGAACUCACAGAGAUCCGCCUGCCUCUGCCUCCCAAGUGCUGGGAUUAAAGGCGUGCGCCACCACCGCCCGGCUCUCAGUCAGCUCUUAUAUUUGACUAGCAGAGUUCUCUGUUCAUUCUCUCUGGAGAAACAACUUACUCCAGGGUCAAAGAUCCUGCCUCACACCAGGUCUAUGUCUGUCCAGUUUUCCUUCAGAAACCACUUGGAAUAAAUGCCUACAUGUCUCCACUCUCCAACCUCUGCCUGCUCUCCUGAGGUGCUUGUGGGCUUUCUGCUCUUCUUGACCUUCCGUCUUCCUUCCCCUCCUCUUCUCUCCCCUCCCCUCCUUCUCCUUUCCCUUAUCCCCUGCACCACUGCCCCACCCCGGCGACCUUGCUUUCCCAUUGACUCCCUUAGCCCGCCCUGGCAUACUGACUGCAGGCCUGGUGCACUGCAGCAUUGUCUGCCCCAGAGCGCUAACUAUGCAAACUAACACUGAUUGCUGCUCUGUACCACGUGGUGGGCUCCCCAUACCUCAACGCCUGUUGGCUCUUGGAAUGGAGUCCAAAGCCAGUCUCUGCAGAAGGGGAAGCGCGACAGAGAUUUCUGUGUUUAUUUUCAGUGGCCUCUGGUCACCUCCCUUGUCUAUCCCAAAGUGUGUUCCUCGAGGAAGCAUUAGUCUGAUGAGGUUGCUGGCCCAGUUCCGCAUACCCAAGAGGACAGCUGAGCAUUUCAGCCUCCCUCUGCCAAGCUGCUGAUCCUCACGGGAAUAUCCUAGACCCCAGCCCCAGCCCUGCUCUCAUGCUCCACUGCCCACCUCAGCUUGUGCUGGCUGUGACCUGCCCGGGCCCAGCAUUUCAUGGUGCCGCCCAGCGACCCACCCUGCCCACUGCUGCUGCCUUUCCUCUCUAGAGUUGGGUGAGGACUUUAUUUGUAUCCCUUGGCUGAAAAGGUGUUAAUUUAGAACAGGCCAGUGUUCUCGAAGAUCAGCCCUUUACUCCAGCUUUCCAAGGCCGCCCUGGUAUAAACCUGUAAAAUACAUUCAUACGAGUCUUGCUCAUACGUGUACCACCUAGAAUGUGUUCACAGGUCGUAGGCCAAGGAACCUAUACCAAUACCCCGGGGCCUCUUCUGUCCUGUAGGAUGUGUUUCAUGCUUUAAAAACAUCAUAAAUUGGGGCUGGAGAGAUGGCUCAGAGGUUAAGAGCACUGCCUGCUGUUCAGAGGUCCUGAGUUCAAUUCCCAGCAACCCCAUCGUGACUCACAACCAUCUGUAAUGAGAUCUGGUGCCCUCUUCUAAGCUGCAGGCACACAUGCAGACAGAACACUGUAUACAUAAUGAAUAAAUAAAUCUUUAAAAAAAUAUAAAUUUAGGUGGCCCUCUACCUGGGCAGGGGCCCACCUCCCUGCUUCCCAGCGUUAUAAAGAGACUUCACCAAGGGACGGGACCAGCUUGGGAGCAGACAUGAUCAUGUUAUGUCGGGAUCUGGCAUGAUUCUGACAACAAGGAGAUUGCAGAUAGGCCACUGGGGAAGGCACACAAGUUCCUGGUGUGUCUGUAAAGAGCAAAGUGAGACAGAUUCACUCCCACGACAGGAUGCUGAGUCUGUGCCAUAGACGGGGAGCUGGAACGCCAGCCUUAGCAUCCAUGCGCUGCCUCCCUCUGCAGAGGGCCAGAUAGUCUGUCCACACGAGAGCUUUCUGAUUCCUAGGCAGCUUUUCUGGAUGACCCAUAUAACAGGCGAAUAACCCAGAGGACUUAUUUGCAGGAGGUCUUAUGGGCCUUUGUGCCUAUUCAAGUUGGGAUGCUGGGCCACUUAGUAAUUGUAGCAUUAACCACUGGCCAUUUACAAGCAUGGGGUAUGUGUGUGUUCAGGAUUGGUGGGCUGGCCACUGUAUGGAGGCAAAGCAAACAUGUCCAAUAAAGAUUCCAUGCUGGAGCUCGUGUCUGUGAUCCCAGGAAAACCUGGUACUCCCUGUCUGCUUUCUUGUGACUCAGUGGUUCUCACCCUUCCUAAUACUGUGAUCCCUUAAUAAAGUCCUUCAGGCUGUGCUGACCCCGGCCAUAAGAUUAUAUUCCUUGCUACUUCAUAACUGUAAUUGUAUUACUGUCAAGAAUCGUAAUGUAAAUACCGGGUGUAGAUGGUUUUAGGUGACCCUGUGAAAGGUCACUCACCCACAGGUUGAGAACUGUUGUGACUCCUUCUUUGUGAUCUGUGCUGAUGAGCUGGCUGCCUUCCGUCCACUCUCGCUGCCAGUAACCCCACCUGGCAAAGCUCUGCCACCAGGGCUAUGGUACAGAUGCAAACCUCUGAGGUGCAGUCAUAGGAGACUCCUGGUCAGGAUUCAGCACUGCUGUCACCAAAGGGGAGGUGACAGCAGAGAUUUGGGGCCAAGCCCCUUCUGAGACAGGCUUCCUGGUUUUCCAGAAGCUUUGCCGUCAUCCCCUGUGGGAAUCAGACAUUUGGGUCAGCACAAAGUGCUUCACUGGACGUGUUUUCAGUUGACAGGCACUGUUCAUACAGUAAAAUUCUUUCCACACAGUCUGGGCUGGAAAAGUGGCUCCGUGGGUAAAGUAAGUGCCAGCCAUGCAAGCGUGACAUACAGAGUUUGGAUUCUCAGUGCCCACAUGAAAACCAGCUGUGGCGGUGCCUGCCUGUAAGCCUCAUACAUGCGGAGCGGGAGGAUUUCCAGAUGCUGGUCAGUGGGCCCUAGGCCCUGUGAGAGACCCUGCCUCAAAACAAGGUGGGGAAUGGUAGAGGAGGGCACUCAGUCAAGAUGUGACAUGCACAAAUACACAAACACUACAAACAGAAAAAAAUA
Messenger RNA from Chionomys nivalis (European snow vole), 6976 nucleotides. RefSeq names its product G protein-coupled receptor 107 (gene Gpr107). Gene Ontology annotation, biological process: clathrin-dependent endocytosis. NCBI's taxonomy places the organism in Eukaryota, Metazoa, Chordata, Mammalia, Rodentia, Cricetidae. The record is from RefSeq and is a predicted model, not a curated record. Gene Ontology annotation, molecular function: clathrin heavy chain binding. Gene Ontology annotation, cellular component: Golgi apparatus; membrane; clathrin-coated vesicle. Bases 18 to 1655 code for a protein of 545 amino acids. The transcript is spliced from 18 exons.